Molecule: messenger RNA, 1401 nt
Organism: Pseudovirgaria hyperparasitica
Lineage: Eukaryota; Fungi; Ascomycota; Dothideomycetes; Acrospermales; Acrospermaceae
Product: Dehydroquinate synthase-like protein
Exons: 2
Coding region: 1-1401 (466 amino acids)
Biological process (GO): antibiotic biosynthetic process
Molecular function (GO): 3-dehydroquinate synthase activity
Source: RefSeq, a predicted model, not a curated record
AUGUCAGACAUGCAAGCUUCUGUCACUAAAACAGACAAUGGGUUUUCCGUUGCUGGCUACGAGAAGCUAAACUACGAUUUCGCUUUCGUUGAGGGUGUUUUCGACAUCAAGAAUAAACAACUCGCGGAAUGUUACCAGAAAUGGGGCCGCGUCUUGACUGUUCUAGAUGAGAAUAUGAAAGCGCUCUACGCAGAUGAGAUCAAGAAAUAUUUCGACCACUACAACAUUCCUGUCACAUUUCAUGCCAUGGCUGUGGGAGAAAAGGCCAAGAGUAUCGAGACUCUUCUGAAGAUUGUCGAGUCCAUGACCAAUUUCGGCAUCAUCCGCAAAGAGCCUGUCCUGGUCGUUGGAGGUGGACUAGUGACUGACGUCGCUGGAUUUGCCUGCGCAUGCUACAGGCGCACAACCAACUUUAUUCGCGUGCCUACUACUCUCAUUGGGCUGAUUGAUGCAAGUGUGAGUAUCAAAGUUGCUGUCAAUUACGGAAACUACAAGAAUCGCCUUGGAGCUUACCAUGCUCCGAUCUGGACUUUCCUUGACUUCAGCUUUCUGAAGACGCUUCCCAUUGCGCAGGUCCGGAACGGUUUUGCGGAGAUUAUUAAGAUCAGCUCCUGCGCUGACUUGAAGACUUUUAAUUCUCUCGACAGAUACUGCGAGGAGCUCAUCGACACCAAAUUUGGGCGUCUUGAGGGCAGCAGACCCGAGGUUCGCAAGGUUGCAGACGAAAUCUGUUACGAUGCAAUCUACGAGAUGUUGAAACUUGAGACUCCCAAUCUGCAUGAGAUUAUGCUUGACCGAGUCAUUGCGUAUGGUCAUACAUGGUCACCUUUCCACGAACUUCAGCCUGAACCACCCCUUCGCCACGGCCAUGCGAUCAGCAUCGACAUGGCAUACACAGCAACUCUCGCUUACGAUCGUGGCAUGCUUUCCAAGGAGGAUCACACACGCAUUCUUACGCUUUUCUCCCGCGCAGGUCUCAGUAUUGAUCAUCAGUUGUACGAUGAUGUAGCCAUCGAGAAGGGUACGGAGGCAAUCCUGAAGACCCGGGAUGGUGCCCUACGACUUGCAGUGCCUAGUCCUCUGGGCCAAUGUCAGUUCGUGAACGAGUUUUCCGUGGGAGAUCUGCAGCGAGUCCUGAAAGACCACAAGAAGUAUACCGCAGGCUUUCCCCGCAGUGGGGAUGGUCUCGAAGCAUAUGUGGAUGCUUCUGAUACUGGUGAGCCAACUGUAGUGUCACCCAAGAAUCUCGGCAAAGGGCAACCAAACGGCUCUGCCAACGGCCACUCGAAUGGCAUGUCAAGCAAAAUCCCGAACGGUCACAAGGCACUUGUGCAGGACGCACACCACGAGAAUGGUGAUCUGAUGAAUGAGAGUAAAUUACUGCAGCCGGUGCAAGCAUAA